GGAGUCAGUUGAUGUGGAAAAAUGGUGGCCAGCGUUCGAGUGCAAAAGCUGCUCCGACGAUACAAACUUGCAAUUGCAGCUGCACUAACUAUUCUUCUCAUCCAAGGGCUGGUAGUAUGGAGUCUAAGAAGUUUAGAAGAAGGAGAAGCAGAGAGAAAAACAAGACGAUCUAAGCUGCCUGACCACAACGGCCAGGAUGCUAAAAAAGACAGCUCAUUGUGGGCAAAUUCAAAUUCUCUGGCUUGGAGGAGCAAAGGGAAAUGGAAUAUCAGGUUUGAGAGGACUGGGGGCACAGCUGGAAGUACGCAAAGAAAAGGGAACAGCGGUCGAGGGGGAAAACUUACCACUAGACAGAAAACCCCCCAGGAGCGGGAAAUGACAGCUGCUGGACUGGAUGGUGUAGUUUCUCAUGACCUGUCCAGCAGCCGUAACCUCAGCGACAGUCAUGGCGGCCUAGACGUGGGAGUGAAGUUUCCAGCUGCUGCCUUGCCAGGGGAACCGGGUAGCGUGGAUGGUCGGACGGAUCAAGCCCUCAGCAAUGACUUUGUGCCUAAAUGCGACAUCACGGGCAAAGAUGCGCUGUCGGCUCUCCAUCGCGCCGAGUCACAGCGAUGUCGACAGGAGAUCGCCAACAUCGUGUGCCAGCAUCAAGCUGGGAAGCUAAUGCCACACGGGUUUCCUCAGUUCUGCCCCCAUCCAGGGUUUUCACAGCCAGUGGAGGCUGCUGGUGAAGAGGACUUCAGCAUAUCUAAAGUGAAGAACCCUGUUAGGGUGGCGUUUGUCCUGAUGGUGCACGGCCGAGCUGUCCGACAACUCAAGCGACUCAUCAAAGCCAUAUACCAUAGAGACCACUUCUUCUACAUCCAUGUGGACAAGCGUUGUAGCUACAUGCAUCGGGAAGUCCUGCAGAUGGCAAAGCACUACCCAAAUAUACGGGCCACACCUUGGCGGAUGGUCACCAUCUGGGGAGGAGCCAGUCUUCUGAAGGCCUACCUGCGGAGCAUGCAGGAUCUGCUUUCCAUGGCUGAAUGGAAGUGGGACUUCUUCAUCAAUCUCAGUGCAACAGACUUCCCAACUAGGACCAACGAUGAGCUGGUGGCAUUCCUGUCGCAGUACAGAGACAAGAACUUCUUAAAGUCUCAUGGGAGGGAGAACACCAGGUUUAUUAAGAAACAGGGUCUUGACCGCCUCUUCCAUGAAUGCGACAACCACAUGUGGCGUCUCGGUGAGCGCAGCAUCCCAAAAGGCCUGGAGGUCUCUGGUGGCUCCGACUGGUUUGCGCUCACUCGCCCCUUUGUGGAGUACGUCAUCCACUCCCAGGACGAGCUUGUGUUGGGGCUGAAGCAGUUCUACUCCUACGCUCUGCUCCCCGCCGAGUCUUUCUUCCACACAGUUCUUGGGAACAGUCACAUGUGUGACACCCUGGUGGACAACAACCUGCGCGUCACCAACUGGAACCGGAAGCUGGGCUGUAAGUGCCAGUAUAAACACAUAGUGGACUGGUGCGGCUGCUCUCCCAACGACUUCAAGCCUCAGGACCUCAUUCGGAUUCAGCAAUUGAGUCGUCCAACUUUCUUCGCUCGAAAAUUCGAGUCAACCGUGAACCAGGAGGCCAUAGAAAUCCUGGACACUCACCUGUAUGGCCAGUAUGCUCCAGGAACUGCUGCCAUCAAGGCUUACUGGGAAAGCGUGUUUGAGCAGCUAGAUGGCGUGGGCUCGCUCAGCGAUGUGGCUCUCACAGCCUACACGUCCUUCAUUCGUUUGGGCCUGAAGAGCCUGAUGACUUCCCAAAGCGACGUGGAAGCCUGCAGGUUUGAACAAGUUGGGUUCCCUUUGUCUGUACAUCUGUACUUUUACGAUGACCACUUCCAAGGGUACCUGGUUCGUCAGGAAGUGCAGACUGUGGGGUCAAAGGACAGAGAGACUCUAGAAGUGUGGGCUCUGCCUCAAACUUUGGUCACUUUUGAGUUGUACCCUAGAGACUUUGAACGGCUCAAGAACCUGGAGGUUGGAACAGAGUGGGACCCCAAAGAAAGGAUCUUCCGUAAUUUUGGCAGUGUGAUCGGGCCUUUAGAUGAACCACUCGCAGUCCAGAAGUGGGCGCGCGGUCAAAACCUCACAGCCACCAUAGUUUGGAUCGACCCAGCUUUAGUGGUGGCUGCAUCCUAUGACAUUAACGUGGACGCAGAUGCAGAGUACACGCACUACAAACCGCCGCUGCAGCACCCCCUGCGGCCCGGCAAGUGGACGGUUCAGCUGCUGAAACAGUGGCAGCGCGUGGCUAAAGUCAACUUUCUCGUCAUGCCGUUAACUUUUAACAAUAAAGAGCCGCUACGCAGAGAGGAGGACAGCUGGUUCCAUUCAGGGCCUCCAGGUAACGUGUACCUGGAUCACAGCCUCCAGCAGCUGAGCUCUGUGCUGAAGCUGCCCCCCCAGGAGCCCGCCAUGCAGGCGGCCCUGCGCAACGCUCAGUUAGUGGGCCAGCCCCUGCAAGAGUGGGUGGACAGGGAAGUGGGGAGCUUCUGGGUAAUAGGGAGCAUGUGCAGCGCACAGACAUCCUCCUGCCCCGCUUUGGGAUCUUGCUCCAAGACGACAUGGAGCUCCUACUCACCUGACCCAAAAUCUGAACUGGUGCAGAUCAAAAGUGAUGGACGGAUCAGAUAGCCUCAUUGCAAAGUGCAG
Molecule: messenger RNA, 2682 nt
Organism: Oryzias latipes (Japanese medaka)
Lineage: Eukaryota; Metazoa; Chordata; Actinopteri; Beloniformes; Adrianichthyidae
Gene: xylt2
Product: xylosyltransferase II
Biological process (GO): chondroitin sulfate proteoglycan biosynthetic process; heparan sulfate proteoglycan biosynthetic process
Cellular component (GO): membrane
Molecular function (GO): protein xylosyltransferase activity
Source: RefSeq, marked provisional